Amborella trichopoda is the source of this 1630-nucleotide messenger RNA. RefSeq names its product ARM repeat superfamily protein. Gene Ontology annotation, molecular function: protein binding. Lineage: Eukaryota; Viridiplantae; Streptophyta; Magnoliopsida; Amborellales; Amborellaceae. The record is from RefSeq and is a predicted model, not a curated record.
UGUUUUGGUCAAAUAUCCAGGUUUUUGGUGGUGUUGGGGUUGGGGGUCCUUUUCGUGGUUUCGUGGUUUAAGUUUCAGAUUUCUGGAUCGAGAUAUACCCAUUGUUGCCGAGAGAAAGAGAAUCAAAGUUUCGUAGAGAUAGAAGCUCAAAGUUUCAGAUUUCUGGGUAAAAGUUUUCCUUCCUUUCUUGAAAAGAGAAACAGGAUCCAAUUCACGAAGAGAGAGCGAGAGGACCUUAGGUUUUCAGAGUUUUCGUUGGUUUUGCAGAGAGAAAGAGGAUCAGAUUUUUGGGGGUUUUGACAGGUCUCCUGGAUUCUAGAGAGAGAGAUUCUGAUUCAGUUUUGUUACAGGGGCCUCCUCUUCUCGAGGAGAGAGAUAGAUAUCAUAUUCUUCUUACAUAGGUCUCUUUGCAAAAAUUCAUUUUCUUGUAGAGGCCUUCUGGUUCUAGAGAGAGAGAGAGAAGGAGCUCUGGACAAAAGAAGAGAAGAGAAGAGAGAGAGAGAGAGGGGAUAUGGAAGUGAAGCGCUGGACGGUGCAGUCCCUGGUGAAGAAGCUAAGCAACCGCCCAUCAGAUGAGACCCAAUCGGAGACCAUUGCAGAGCUUCGUCUCCUCUCGAAACAUGACGACCAUAGCCGGCUCCUAAUUGCAGAGGCAGGGGCCAUCCCUUUUCUGGUGUCCGCUCUCUACUCUCCAAACCCCACAACGCAACUCAACGCCAUUACCACUCUCCUCAAUCUCUCCAUCCUCCCUGAAAAUCGAACCCAACUUCUCUCUGCUCAUGGUUUCCUCGACGCCUUAACCCACCUUCUCUCACAUCCACUCUCCCCUUUCUCUCUCCAAAAUGGAGCUGCAACUAUCCAUAGUAUACUCCUCACCGAGGCCUAUAGGCCCAUUAUUGGUGAUAAGCCGAAUAUCACUUCUGCUCUCCUCAAUGCAAUUCGGCGCCCCACCUCUCCCCGAUCCAUUAAAGACUCUCUAAAAGCAUUGUUUGCUCUCUCUCUUUACCCUCUCAAUAGACCCAAGUUGGUAGAACAAGGUAUUGUCCCAGUUCUUUUCUCUCUACUCAUCAAUUCUCACUCUAAUGGUUUGAUCGAGGAUGCAUCAGCCGUGUUGGCCCAAGUGGCUGGUUGCUAUGAGAGUGGAGAAGCCUUUAGGAAGGUUUCGGGGAUUCGAGUUUUGGUCGAUUUGAUGGAGACUGGGUCCAUUAGAGCUAGAGAGAAUGCAGCCUCUGCUCUAUUGAAUUUGGCUCAAAGUGCGGGGGAGAAGGUGAUUGAUGAAAUCCGCGAGAUCGAGAAUUCCUCGGCUGUGAUCACCACUUUGGUGGGUUCGGGGAGUGAGAGGGGAAGAAGUAAGGCAAGCGCCCUUCUCACUAUGCUUUUGGUGCAGGAGAGGUUUUAUGUUGAUGAUUCUUUGGUGUUUUGAGUAUGUAUGUUCUCUUUCUCUCUCAUGGAGAAAUAGGAUCUUUUCUCUUUGGGGUAUUUUUGUAUAUGUUGAUAUUGCUAAUGCACUGUACAUAAUGGAAAUUAGUAACAAGGAAACUAUUUGAUAGCCAACAGAUCAGAAAUUCAGGGAUUAGUGAAUUUUUCUUUUAUCUUUUCAUUUAAAAGCACAUUUGUAAUGUUUUUUUUG